Messenger RNA from Pistacia vera, 576 nucleotides. RefSeq lists its product as uncharacterized. NCBI's taxonomy places the organism in Eukaryota, Viridiplantae, Streptophyta, Magnoliopsida, Sapindales, Anacardiaceae. The coding region runs from base 1 to 576 and encodes 191 amino acids. The record is from RefSeq and is a predicted model, not a curated record. The transcript has a single exon.
AUGGCCAAAGUGAUCCUUCAAGAUGGGAGGCUUCAAGAAUUUGCAUGUCCAGUUAAGGUUUCACAGGUUUUAGAGAAAAACCCCAGCUGUUUUUUGUCCAACAUGGAUGAUAUGGACUUCGACAGCUUCAUUUCCACCAUUAAUGGCGACGAAGAUCUUCAACCGGGUCGGCUUUACUUUGCCUUGCCGAUGAGCUGGUUGAAGAGUCCGCUCAGAGGCGAGAAGAUGGCGUCUUUGGUCGUGAAAGCGAGCUUGGCUUUGAAGAAGAGGAAGGGCGGUGGUGGGGGCCAUGGCGACCGGAAGUGUUGCGGGUCGUGUGGGGUGAAAACAGAUGAUGUUUUAAUGUAUACUACGGGCCCUAGGGCUUUGGAUCCAGGUAGUCCGAAGGUUGUCGUUGGCAGUGGAGUUGGACGUGGCAGCAGGGGUGCUGUCCGCGGUGUUGGUCGAGGAUCCAUGGUGAGGCAGAGACGCCAAGGCGGCGGUAGUCUUGGUCGUGGUCGUGGUCGUGGAAGAGGUCAUUUUGCUACAAAGUUGAGCGUUAUUAUAGAGGAAAAAGGAGAUGAUCAUCGGAGUUGA